Molecule: messenger RNA, 1585 nt
Organism: Oncorhynchus keta (chum salmon)
Lineage: Eukaryota; Metazoa; Chordata; Actinopteri; Salmoniformes; Salmonidae
Product: sorting nexin-21-like
Exons: 4
Coding region: 173-1372 (399 amino acids)
Biological process (GO): protein transport
Cellular component (GO): early endosome membrane
Molecular function (GO): protein binding; phosphatidylinositol phosphate binding
Source: RefSeq, a predicted model, not a curated record
CGUUCAUAAUGCAGGAAUGCCCACAUGCAGGAACGCCCCGAAUCCCGGGACGCAAUCACACACUAUUUGGACAGACUGUCCUAAAUACAUUUGGGGCAGACUCAGAAGUGGCAUAAUGCUGAUGAAAUAACUAAGGGAGCUUUACGGAUCCAUUAUAACAUGGUCUGCUGGGAUGGCUUCUAAGCUCAUGGACAGACUGCGACGGACACUGUUCAAAGAAGGAGAAGUAGUCUCUAAGGAGCCAAUUGAUGUAACAGAGGAAAGUUUCCCAGAGAGUUCUGAGUUAGUGGACGAUACAGAGUGUCUCUCAGAGCGGCUUGGGGGAACACUCUGCUUCGAUGGGGAGAGCGCCCUGGAAUCCGAAGACCCAGGUGAGGCCUCAGGACCAGACAGUGACUCAGACUACCUCGGAGAGUCCAUAGAGGAUGGAUUCAGCAGCACAGACACCAGCCCAGUGGGCCCGUCUCCUGGAGGCUCAUCCCUGCUCACACGUCAGCUGCAGGAUAGCUGGAGGAGCUUAAGAUUCCACAGUGUUCCUCAGAAGCUGGUGUUUGAAGUGACUGAUGCCAGUGUGGUGCAAGAGAGCUCUUCCAAGUAUGUGCUCUACACCAUCCAUUUGAUCCAGUCUGGGAUGUUUGACGAAACCCCCGCCGCCAUCACCCGGCGAUACACAGACUUUAAGCGCCUGCACAGCUGCCUUCGCCGCCGUCACAGGGACAACAUGGAGCGCGUUGGUUUCCCCCGCAAGAAGCUGCGUAAGAACUUUGUUGCUGAGACCAUCGCCAAGCGGAGCCGGGCGUUUGAGCAGUACCUGACCCACAUGCACUCGCUGGCUGAGCUGCGGCGCUCACCCACCUUCCUGGAGUUCUUCUACCUGGGUGACCUGCAGGCUGGCCAGAUGCUGAUGCGUGUGGGCCGUUACCAGGAGGCCUUGGGCCCUCUGCUCAAUGGCCUGAGGCUCCAGGAGAAGCUAGGCUGUGAGGAGCAGGGAAAGCAGCAGCCCCAUCACCAGCAGGGCACCCACUGGCUCUUCACCCUGUUGGCCCUGGUGACCUGCUUCCAGGAGCUGGAGCAGCUGGGGGAGGCCCAGGAGCACUGUGACCGAGCCCUGAGGGACCUGGCCCCCUCACCGGAGGCCCUGCAGCAGCACCACUUUCACCCACUGCUCAUUCCUCUUCUCCAGACCAACGUCAGACUGUCAUGGAAGAUCUCUAAGGAUAAGCGGCAGUGGGAAGUGCUGCUUCAGGAGAUCCAGGACUCUGGGGCUGAUACAGGGAACCAACCCAGCCUGAAGGAGUACCUGAUAAAGGAGACCCUGGUGGAGAGCGAGGGAGACACUAAGGCCAAGCUCAAACGGGAAAAGGCCACUUAACCCAAAGAUGAUGGUGCUCAUAGUUAUGAGGAAAGCAUUUCAUGUAACCUGGUAAUGAGGGGUUUGGUCUCUAGUCUCUUGACAUGCAUUUCCCACAGCACUCAGUCUAAACUGUUAGACAUUCUGAAUGAAUACACUCUACCAAGUCAUGCACAAAUAGCAGAAAACAAUGUCAUGUUAUAAUUGUCUAUAAAGUUCAAAUUAUUUGCUUGA